AUGGUGUCGGCAUCAAAAGCAGCCCGUCAGGCCAAACGUGCCGCAGAAGGAAAGGAUGAGAAGAAGAAAUCAGCCACAUCGAGACUUUCGUCCAAGGUCAACUCAAAGAAUCCCUCGCAAGCAUCGUCGGUGAAUGGGGACGAAGAAUACUUCCCGGAAGAGUCAGCAACAAGUGCGUCCAAAAUGGACGAUGUCAAGAAGUUGACCUCCCAAGUGGAUAAGUUUGGCCUUUCGGAUCGAGUGACGACUGGCGUCCUUGCUUCUCUUCCCGCUAGCCGAGAUGUUAAGAUCAACUCCGUCUCCCUCGUGUUCCACGGCCGAGUUCUGAUUACCGACACCACCCUUGAACUUAACUACGGUCGACGGUACGGUCUGUUGGGUGAAAACGGUUGCGGAAAAUCCACAUUGAUGAAGGCAAUUGACAAGCGAGAGUACCCAAUUCCCGAGCACAUCGACAUCUAUCUCCUGAAUGAGGGUGCCCCACCAAGCGACUUGGGGGCCCUUGAGUGGGUUGUUAAGGAGGCAGAGAACGAGAUGGCGAGAUUGGAUAAAUUAGCGGAAGAAAUCUUGGAAAAAGAGGGACCUGAGAGCCCUAUCCUUGAGGAUCUGUACGAGCGCAUGGAAAACAUGGACCCUUCAACUUUCCACACAAGAGCAGCGCUCAUUUUAACUGGUCUGGGUUUCAAUAAAAGUACCAUCCAGAAAAAGACAAAGGAUAUGUCCGGAGGAUGGAGAAUGCGUGUAGCUUUGGGCAAGGCUCUCUUCGUCAAACCCUCUCUACUUCUCCUGGACGAUCCCACAGCCCAUCUUGACCUCGAAGCUUGCGUGUGGUUGGAGGAGUACCUGAAGAAAUGGGACCGCACACUCGUCCUCGUUUCUCACAGUAUGGAUUUCUUGAACGGAGUUUGCACGAACAUGAUUGACAUGCGUCAAAACAAGUUGAUAUACUAUGGUGGUAACUAUGACGUUUACCACAAAGUCCGCUCCGACCAGGAAGUCAACCAGAUGAAGGCCUAUCACAAGCAACAAGAAGAAAUCGCCCACAUCAAGAAAUUCAUCGCCUCUGCUGGUACAUAUGCAAAUCUUGUUCGACAAGCCAAAUCCCGCCAGAAGAUCCUCGACAAGAUGGAGGCAGAUGGCUUCAUCCAACCUGUCGUCCCCGAUAAAAUCUUCACUUUCCGCUUUGGAGACGUCGAAAAACUCCCACCCCCUGUUCUUUCUUUCGAUGACGUUACAUUCUCCUACAGCGGAAAGCAAGAGGACAACCUCUACGAGCAUCUAGACUUUGGUGUGGAUAUGGACUCCCGAACCGCCCUCGUCGGACCAAACGGUGUUGGCAAAUCCACUCUCCUCCGCAUCAUGACUGGCAAACUUAACCCCACAGGCGGCAGAGUCUCACGGCAUACCCACUUAAAGCUCGGAAUGUACAGCCAGCACUCCGCAGAGCAACUCGAUCUGACAAAGUCCGCUCUUGAAUUCGUACGCGACAAGUAUCCAGAGAAAAGUCAGGAUUAUCAAUACUGGCGCCAGCAACUGGGCCGGUACGGAUUGACUGGUGAGGCGCAAACCGCCCUCAUGGGAACUUUGUCCGAAGGCCAGAAGAGCAGAAUUGUCUUCGCAUUGCUGGCAAUUGAGGGACCUAACAUGCUGCUUCUGGACGAACCGACUAACGGUCUGGACAUUCCUACAAUUGACAGCUUGGCUGAUGCCAUCAAUGCAUUCAGCGGUGGUGUUGUGGUCGUUUCUCACGAUUUCAGACUCCUUGACAAAAUCGCUAAGGACAUCAUGGUCUGUGAAAACAAGACCGUCCGCCGAUGGGAUGGCUCUAUCGGAGAGUACAAGGCCCAUCUACGAAAAAAGAUGCUGUCUGCCGGACAAGUCUAG
This is a messenger RNA of Paracoccidioides brasiliensis Pb18, 1884 nucleotides long. RefSeq names its product ABC transporter ATP-binding protein ARB1. The transcript is spliced from 3 exons. Gene Ontology annotation, molecular function: ATP hydrolysis activity; ATP binding. The record is from RefSeq and is a predicted model, not a curated record. Bases 1 to 1884 code for a protein of 627 amino acids.